AUGAUCGGUGAAUCCAUGAUCGAUGGCAAAAAUUUGGGUGUCUCCCAGGCCGAUGGCCAGGAGACCAGAACCGGCUGCGCCGACUGGGCUACCGCCUACCCAAGCGGUAUCCCACUGAACUACAACAUGGCCCAUCACGUCGGCGAGGAAUACCCCAAGUUCUACAUCGAGAGCUAUCUCCCAAUGAUGUUCUACACCGAGCCCCCCGAGGACCUCAAAGCCAUCUUCAGCACCAAGAAUGGACAGCUCAAGCCCCGCCGGCUGGAGCACGUUCUGCCCCGUCGCGAACUGAAGUUGUGGGACGCCGAAAAGAUUCAGAAUACGGCCAACUCUGUCCGUAAGAAGUUUUGGGCCAAUAUGCGCACCAUGUCGGAGCCCAAGGCUUGGGCGGAUCUGUAUGAUUACUUUGACGCCCACGACAUCUACUACGAAGGCGCUCUCAACCUCUGGAACCUCAUCUGCCAACUCUGGCAGGAAAACCAAAAUCUCCUGACUGACCUCUACCGGACCAUGUCUUGUGAGAUUAGUAUCUGGGCCGACGAGUGGCUAGAGCAGCCCGGCCACAAGGAAGCUUUACUCGCCUGGGAUGCCGAGGAGACGAUCGAUAUUCUCAAUAUCCUGUCCAGUGAGGAGAUGAAGGAUCUUCGAGGCGUUAACGCAGUCGACCUGGUUCUUGCUCGAGCAACUCUGGUUCAUUGCCGUGACCAGUUGAAGAAGAUUGAGUCUUCACUCCCUCAGCCCUACCCGGGCAACAGUCUGAAGGACAACUGGGCAGAGGUCAACAAGUGGCUUGGUGAAAGUCAAUCUCAGCAGAGCCAGGGUCCCAUGGGUCAUUAUCAGGCUACACAUGAGCCUGGAACCAACCUGGAGUCGUCUGCGGCUAUUGCCUCUUCACGGAAAUCGUCCAAGUCCGUCACCGACGUAGGCAAGAACGACAACAAGACACCUCGUGCCGAUACAGUUGGAGCUCAGAAGAAAGCCAACGUCUCCCCCUCUAUGGCAAAGACCCAACAUCACGAGUCUAUUGGCUUGCCAACUGGCACAGUCAUGGGGGGUGGCUAUGUCAACUCUCUCCAGAUGGCCUCUGGCAUGAAUAUGAACAACCCGGGGCUCGUAUAUAACGGGACACAAUUCUUCCGGCCCUUUGACAGCAUUGCCUUCCAGUCUAUUGGUGCCGACUUCUCCAUGAUGGGCAAACAACAGCCGCCUAUGGAAUUCUACCCACAGCCGCCAGGCUUCAGUCAUGCGUCAGAAAUAGGCACAGCCAAGAACAUGAAUCACAUGCUCAAGAUGCCAAAGAACAGCACCAGAGCUGCUGAUGAGUUCUGCAAUCCUGACAGCCAGCGCCUCUCAUCACUUAAUCCUCCUCGCCAACGCUCGAACACUAAUACAACGAUCACCUCUUCUCACAGGGCUUACACGGGCACCCCUAUGCAGUCCAACAACAAUCCAUGCAACUUCCGGAACAACGACUCUCGUGGUUCUCAUAGCGGCGCAAACCUUCACGGUGGAUGGAUCCAGGAUGGAAACCACGAUCUCCAUGGUCCGACUCACCGUCGCAGCCCUCAAAAGCACAAUGGUCAUGCACAGGGCCAAGGACGUCCGCGUGCCUGGUCCAAGGUGCCUUCAAAUGAAACUUCGUGCCUCAAUGCCGGCCCAAGCGACACGUACUGGGACUAUGUCCCCUGCAGCUGCUCCUUUUGCGAGACCCGCAACCGUUCCGUGCACAUAUCCUUCAAGCCCCAGCUGCAAACCUCCAUUCCUGAUGCAGCAAUCAGGGAAACCAUCCAUCGCGAGAUGGCUCGCUACGGAGAUGUUGAGUAUAUCAUACCGUAUAGGAAGGCUGUCGGAUUUGCCUUGGCCUUCACAGCCCGGUUCAAAUCCGCUGCUCGCAUCAUGGAAGCGGCUAACGCGCCCAACAUUGUCUGCCGCGAGCUAUCCUGUAACAUCGUCACGAGUGCCCCUUAUCGGUCAGACUACGGUGCUGAAUGGGCUCGGUUGAACGGCUCUCAGCUGCUCCACGGCGGCAACGGCCGUCGUAACUCCUUCACGCAACGGAAUGCCGUCUACGGGGGGCAGCGUCCCCGGCUGAUGUCCAAUGCUACGGUCACUUCCCAAGGUUCGCCUCGCCGAGCCUCGGGCAGCACGCCCUCGGCGGCGAAUGCUGUCAUGAUGCAUCAGCUUGCUUUGCCUCCCAACUACUUCACGCCUGGCAUUGGAAACAACGGUAGCUUCUUCCCUCCGCAAGCCGCCACCGGCGCGAAUGCUACAGCGCCCACGGGUUCUGUCCUCCCCGUCGGGACUAUUGCCCAGUCUCCUGCUCAACAAUACCAUCCAUGGUACCAUGCGCAGGCGCCGGGAGUUUCAAUGCCGCCUUAUCCUCACAUGCACGCCAUCAGUUCUCCGAAGGAUCUGGCCGCCGUUCCUGAGUCUGGUGCUCGCGCCAGCCAGGGCACUGAGAAGGGAGCUGUAAGGAAAAUUGCUUCGACGAACAUGGCACAACGUCAUCCUGAGCCGUAUGGAGGCGGCAAUCUCCCCGAAAUCAAGCUUAAAGGCGAGCAUGUUGAUGUUGCCACUGAUACGGUCACAACUCUAAGCAAGGCAUGCACGGUUUGCUUGCCUCGGAGCCCAGAACAGUCGUCAGAGAAUGCCACGCCGAAGAAGAUGAAUGCUGAUUGUCAUGAAGCCACCCAGAAGGCCAAAUCCUUUGCUAGCAACGAUGCGAAUAACGACAUUGGCAACGCUGUUGUUGGGACGCCCAAGGCCGCCACGGAAGAGGUUGCCGUCCCGACUACCUAUGCGUCUAUGUUGAAGAUCGGCAGCAACCAGCCUUCUCCUGCCAAGAUGUUUGACCAGGGUUCUGUAAUGUCAUCUGCCGCGCAGACUCCCACCAAGGUCAAUUCCUCUCGUCCCAGUGAGAGGGCCCCGGUUGCACAGGCAGACGAUCCCUUCGUCACCACUUCUGUUCACCCGCCGGGGGCCCAUGUCGUGCCCUUGGAAACGACCUCUGAUGAAAGCGGAAAGCCAAAGCCGUUGACCACGGUUACUCCUGAACCCUCUGGCCGCCGAUGGCGUCAGAGUGAAAUCUCCGAUGCAGGCGAAGGCGACGAACCCAUUAUCGCCAGGAGCUGCAGUCAACAUCAUCAUGUUGGUAGACAGCAAGAGAGGUCUUCGAGCACACCGCGGAACUUCUCUAAGUCUUCUGUAAUACCCAAUGAAAAGUCCAGCAAGAAGAAAAUCUCGAAGAGGAAGAAGAAGAUCGCUGGUGGAGACGUGCUUAGAACCGGUACCAUUCAGCAUCCUGGCGUCGACUCUGCUGGCAACACCAAGCUCAUCUCCGCCACCUCGCCUGCGCGCAUCGGACAUCACCCUGACAAGCACCUCCUUUCGCCGGUCAAGAGGAUGAGUAAAGGAGGCCCUACGUCUCAGUCGUCGUCCAAGCGACUUCAGGACGACAACGACAAGAAAUUGUGCCAACUUGAUACUACUGGCCAUCCUGAUAUCACUGUCACUUCUGUCGAUGCCGAUUCUUCUUCUGAUAGCCAGGCACACCAGGAGGGUGUUGAUUCAGUUCAUGAUGACGGUGGUCCAGAAAAGCCCAAGGCUCUCAAGAUUCAUGUGCCCGACUCGUCACUGGAGCUUCCAGUCGCUUCGUCCCCGGCCACCGUAGACGGAAGCAGCGUCGCAGAGUCGUGGCACUCGGCCAAGUCUCGCCAGACCAGCGUCGAGUCCCUCAAAGCUGGGGACAAGUUGCGCGGCUCGGCCAACCAGCCCAGCACGCCCCCGGGUUCGAGCUGUGGAGAAGACUCGUCGACGCCUCGACGUGUUGUCAGCGCUGGAAGUGCUCUCAACCCCAAGGCUCGCGAGUUUGCAUCGCCCGCCGCGGGUCUCCUCAAACGAGCUUCCGCAGUUGACCUCCGCGGCCUCGUUCCCCUGGGCCUGGGAGCCCAGCAUCGCGUCUACCACCGUCAGCACCAGCAUCAGGGCAGCAUCGUCUCAGACACGUCGUCCCACACCGCCACGCCGGGCUGCACUCCCAGGAACACAAAGGGCCGCAAUCGCAGAAACAGCGAAAGGGAUCAGUCUAUCUCGCCUCCACCCGGGGCCAAGCCUUCAUUCGCGCUCCGCCCGGCCGCCAAUUCAUACGCGCCGUCAACGCGCGCUCCUUCGCCCCCGGGCAACGCCUUCUCCGCGCAGCAUGCGUCCAUCGAGGAGCAACUCAACCACACGCGCCACUAUGAGGGCGGCAAAACGGGUUAUCAGCCAGGUCUGGACACUCAGAGCCAGCCACAGGGACCCUCGGGCUCUUCCGGCAACGGCAAGGCCAAGCGCGGCGGAAAGGUCUCCGAAGGCACAAAUGACAGCAUAAGCGGCCCCGACCUUGGAGCUGCCGAGUUUCCAGCCCUGCCAUCUCCUUCCAAGGACGACGCUGAUGCGACCAAGGGCUUGACGGCUUUCGGCGCGCUGACUAAACUGACCUCGCCUCUCAAGUCGGCCAUGAGCAAGCUGACCUCGGGUGGUAUUCCAAAGGACGAAAGGACGGGCUCGCUGCCUGCGAAGCAAAAGGAUGUCGAUGACUCGCCUGCUGGUGAGGAGGACAGCAAGCAGUAG
Molecule: messenger RNA, 4611 nt
Organism: Verticillium nonalfalfae
Lineage: Eukaryota; Fungi; Ascomycota; Sordariomycetes; Glomerellales; Plectosphaerellaceae
Exons: 4
Coding region: 1-4611 (1536 amino acids)
Source: RefSeq, a predicted model, not a curated record